This is a messenger RNA of Scatophagus argus, 2534 nucleotides long. RefSeq names its product sprouty RTK signaling antagonist 2 (gene spry2). Lineage: Eukaryota; Metazoa; Chordata; Actinopteri; Scatophagidae. Bases 586 to 1596 code for a protein of 336 amino acids. Gene Ontology annotation, biological process: negative regulation of Ras protein signal transduction; multicellular organism development; animal organ development. Gene Ontology annotation, cellular component: membrane; cytosol. The record is from RefSeq and is a predicted model, not a curated record. The transcript has 2 exons.
UGAAUGGUUGCUCUCUAAGCAGCCUAUGGCUGCGCACCGGAUGCGAGAUAUCCGCUGCAACAACAAGCGCUCUGUCCCCCCCUUCAGCUUGACGCCAUUUACAGCCCAAAUCCCGACCUCCCCUCCGGAAAGAAGAAAAAAAAUAACACACUCACACACACGCACACUCACACACAAGAAAAAGUACAUGCAAACUCUCAGAGCGUUGUGGAUAACAUACAGCGAAUUAAAACUCCUUGCGAGCUGGAGAUUUGUUUCUCGCUUUGCCUUUUUCGCUCCCCGCUUGUUGCAAGAAAAGAGGAAGUUUACACUUCGGCGGUGAAUGAUUGAAGUUUUCGCCCGUUUUAAUGCCUCGUGCUCUUGCGCAAAACACGGGAUUUACGCCUUAGCGCCGCUUUUCGUGAAAAUGCGCUGUUGGUCGGAAACUUUCUCAAUGGAUUUUACCGACGACUUUCCGCAGUGAGUUGCUCGCGUAGGGAAUAAACUCUCAAACUGGAUUUAUUUCACCUAGACGGGGGCUAAAGUGUCGAAAACACGGACUUCAGAUGUGUCCCAUGCCAGCCAGAGCGGCCCUUCAGUCCCGAGAUGGAUUCCAGAAGUCAGAACGACAACGAUGGGGGAGGAGGACGCCACGAAUGUUCAUCGAGUGGCUCACUGGACACUCUGCGUGACCAAGGGAGGCUGCAGCCACAGCCUCUGCAGACCAACAAUGCACCUCCCGAUCCUGGGUUCACCAAUGGGCAGCCGCCCCAUACUUCAGCUGUGCUAUCUCUGGAUCAGAUCAGGAUAACUGGGAGUAGUAAUGAGUAUUCAGAAGGGCCCACAGUGGCCCAAAGGUCUCCAGCUUCUGAGCACAGGCAACAGAAGAGUGACUUUGUUACAUCACCAGGUUCAAGGACCAGUGGGCAGCAGGAGACUCAGGAAGAGAGGCCUAAUAAUCUCCGCAACUUGCCUUCAUUCACUCAGUGUGGAAGCACAAAUAUUUCCACCUCUUCCAGGGAGGUUGUGCUGCAAUCCUCAAGUGCAGAGGACUCCCAGAGUAGCAUCCGGACCAGCGUGGGGAGCACUUCAUCAGGCCAGAGGCUACUUAUCAGCCAGGCAGGCAGUAACCAGAUAAUCAAAACCCAGCCGAAACGCACAGAGCUCAAUUCAGAUGAGCUUAAACCUCUGAAUAAUGAGUCCAGGGUGGUGGUGGCCAUGCCAGGCAGCAGUUUGAGCUCUAAAAAUGAAGGUAUACACUCAAAGUGUGAGGACUGUGGUCGGUGUCAGUGUUCAGAGUGUAGCCGCCCGCGGGUGCUUCCUUCCUGCUGGAUGUGCGGCCGUCGAUGCAUGUGCUCAUUGCAGAGCGUGGUGGAGUACGGGACAUGCGUGUGCUGCGUCAAGGGCCUUUUCUACCACUGCUCCAGCGACGACGAGGACACGUGCGCCGACAAGCCCUUCUCGUGCAGGCAGCCACACUGCUGCGUCCGCUGGACCACUGUGUCUCUAUUCUCCCUGCUCUUCCCCUGUCUCCUGUGCUACCUCCCAGCUAAAGGAUGUGUCACUGUGUGCCAGAGCUGCUAUGACCGAGUCACACGGCCCGGCUGUCGAUGUUAAAAUGCAGAAGGGCAGAAAGACUGAUGACUGAACUGAUAGAUGCCCUGUAGCUGUGUAGUCAAAAGGUUUGAUUAGAGAACUAAUGAUGCUGUUGUGCCCCCCCUGACUUUCUACAGUUUCAUGCCUAUCAGAUCUGGGCAGAGUGAAAUUUUUGCCUUAAAUUGCCAAUUUCUGAGGCUCUCUGACAAAAAAAAGAGACACUGCAUGUGUACUCGCACACCCUAGAAUUAUGAGUUUCACUUCAGAAGUAAACCAAAAUAAGCGCUCCACAUGUGAAAAGGUAUGAAGUCACAUUCAGCUACUGUUUUUGGCUGAAAAAUGUUCACGUGCCCAGAUAUCACGUUGUUGCUAUGAGAGUCCAAAUGGAUAGCCUUUGUUUAACAUCUAAUACAACUUAUAUGCUAAGCACAGACUCCUCUUACUAAUUGUAUGUAAAGUAGUAGAUGCAAAGGGUAUGUACGUUCGAAAAUGAGUGUGACAGAUGUUUUAUUUUUGUACAUACAAUACUUCAACUGUGAAAGGUUUUCUGCCAUACCAGAGGCACCUUGUUAAAUCCACAUUUCUAAGAAUCAGUCAGCUUCAUUCACACAAUGUUUGUACAUUCUCUGGAAUGUAUAUCAAUCAUUUUUAUGUAACUUACAAAGGCAAAGUCUUAUCCCUUCUACUUGUAAAUUGUACAGUGACCUUAUAUGAGAAAUUUAUUUUCUAAUUCCAACAUUGCUUAGUGUAAAGUUAAAAAUAUAUAUUUAUUUGAAGGUUUAUUAUUUUAUAAUGACAAAUAUUUAUUUUGUGAAAGCAUGUCACCUCGCGUGGGGCUAUUUUGUUGUGGCUGCAGAUUUUGAGGUGACGUGUAGGAGUGUUAAAGCUGGAUGAAUAGUUCACUAUGAAUUAGAAGACAAAUAUAUUAACGUUUGAAAUUAAACAACCUUGAAGUCUAA